GGGCUUCCAUGCCAUGAACAGCACCCUGGGGGAUGUCCAGGCCCCAAGCUAUCGCAAGUGCCUCCUGCCUUCCAUGGCCCGGACCCCCUCUGUCACCCAGGUCACGCCAGCCAAGAAGAUAACUUUCCUCAAGCGAGGGGAUCCCCGGUUUUCCGGGGUUCGCCUGGCUGUCCACCAGCGCACCUUCAAGAGCUUCGGCACGCUGAUGGACGAGCUCUCCCAGCGUGUGCCUCUCUCCUUUGGGGUGCGCUCUGUCACCACACCCCGGGGCCUGCAUGGCCUCAGUGCCCUGGAGCAGCUGGAAGAUGGUGGUUGCUACCUCUGCUCCGAUAAGAAGCCCCCCAAGACCUCCAGUGGGCCAGGCCAGCCACCGGGGAGAAGCACCGCCGCUCAGCGGUCACAGGAUGUGGAAGACCAGUGUGAGGCACCACGGACACCGUCUUCCCAGAGGGGUCCCAAAGCCCCACGGAGGAUAAUGCUGGUUAAGAAUGGGGACCCUCGAUUCCAGCAGACAGUGCUUCUCAGUCGUAGAAAUACAAGGAGCCUGACGGCCUUUCUCAGCAAAGCCUCAGACCUUCUGCUCUUUCCUGUGAAGCAGGUGUACACAACCAGUGGGGAAAAGGUGGACUCUCUGAAGGCUUUACUGCGUGGCCCCUCGGUGCUGGUGUGUGCUGGUCACGAGUCCUUCAGACCUCCGGCAGUGGAAGGUGCCAGAAAAAAUGGGACUGAAACAUCAUUAGGGCAGACUUCAAGGAACAAAAAUGGGAGCUGGGGGCCAAAGACCCAGCAGAGCGUGAUCCACUCAAGCUCCAGGACGGACAGCAGGCCGCCGCGGUUUUCCUUGCUGUCAGAGAGGCCUGGUCUCAGUGACUCCUUGGUGUCCCUGCAUCGUGCCUGGAUGGGCCCUACUCCUGAAAGGCCCCCUCAGGACACACCUGCCCAGCUUGGCCCAUUGGUGACCGGUGAUGAUGUUGAGAAGAAGGUCCGCAUGAAUGAGGACGGCAGCCUGUCUGUGGAGAUGAAAGUCCGCUUCCACCUACUUGGCGAUGACAUGCUCCUGUGGUCCCGGAGGGUCGGGAGGGAUAGCGCCCUCACAGCAGCCCACGGGGAGGCAGACGCCCUCCACUGUGUGUGGGAGGGCCACCCUGGGGGCUCCUCAGAGCCUGGGGCACAGAGACAGAAGGCAGGUGAAGCAGGAUGCAAGGAAGCCUUUGAACAAGGCCGGUGGCAGCCAGGGUCUAGAUAUGAGAUCUGGACGAACCCCCUAUACACCGCCCAGGGAGACGCAACAGCUUCUCGUAGGAGGUCUGGGCUGACCCAGCACUCCCACUCCAGGGGUGCCUGGAGCCAAGGGCUCACCAGCAGGCAAAGAAGCAUCAAGGAGAGCGUCAGCCCUGCCUCCAGUGACAGACCCCCCGAAGGCUCUGGGCCGAACUCCUCCUGCUGCUCCAGGUCCCGGGAGGGCAGUGUGGGCAGCUGUGACCUGUAUCUGGCCUCCAGGGCUGCCUCCCAGAGAAGAGCAGGGCAGGAAGCUGAAAGCACGCCCUGGGCUGGUGAGGGCCCGGGUCCAGAGGCAGCAGGGCGGGGCAGCAGGGAGCACCACUGCCUGAAACCCAGGACCCAAGGUGUGGCAGGUACUCAUUCUGACUCCUCAGCAAGUGCCAGGUCUCAUGAGGAGUCCAUUGAAAGGGAUAAGUGGCACCAGGGCCACCCGAGCAUGACGAGGGCUGUGAUUUCCUCAUGGAAGGCCACCCAGAGGGGAGGACCCAGGUACUCCACCAUGAGUCCCUCGCCUUUGAGGAACAAGGACCCACAGGCAAAGGAAAACGGGAAGGACCCUGGAUACCCCCAGGCCAGGGGUAGGUCUGGGACCAGGUUGCCCCUGGAUGGGGACCAUUUUGGCUCUGGGGACACUGCUGGAGGCUGUUCCCCACCUUCGGCCCAUCCCUCAGCCACAGGUGGGAGAAGAAUGCAGGAGAGCAGAGUCAGUGCUGUGUCCUCACCCAGCAUUUCUGGCAUCAGCCGAGGGGCCCAGAGAGACUGCCCUGGGCAUCACCACAACCACAGGGACACCCACUGUCUGCUGCACUCACCUGUGUCCAGGCAAAUACCGGGGCCUCCCAGCAUACCCAGGGCUAGUCCAGUACCACACCGUUCUGGAAGCUCUUCUAGCACCAGGAACCGGGCCUCCCAAGAUCCAGGGCCAUCCUCCUCUGCCUCCCUUCAUUCCCAGGACGCAGAAGGGGUCAGCAGUGCCCUCAUUACACCUGUGAGCAAUUCAGACUGUGCUUCCAAUUUCUACCCCCCAUCUUGUCUCUCUGCUGAUACAGAAGGGGACCCUGAGUUCAGCUCUUUCAGGUCCCAAGCUGAUGGCCUAGGCAAAAAGGCUGGGGGUGACAUCCCCAAACCUCCCCAUCCCUUGAUUCUGUCAGUUGGACAGCAUGAGGGGGAAAAGCCAGGAGCCCACCAAGGGGCCUGCUGUUCACAGAUGGGCAUAUCCCCGGUUCACAGGACGCCGGGUGGUAAGACUCAGGCCCUGCAUGUCCCCCAGCCUCAGGGCAGCCAGGGACCCUUCUCUGAGGCCUGCUUGGUAUAUAGCAGGCACUGCCCCACUCCCCCCAGGGCACAGCCCUCUGUCAAGAAACACCCAUUGUGCAGCAGCCGCCACGGCAAUGAAGACCACAGUACUGAUUGGGGGGCCGAGCCAGGGGAGGAAAAGCUGGACUUGCAGCACCCACAGGCCUCCAGCUCUCAGUCCGGGGCCAUGGGGGUGGUAAUCAGAGCCCCAAGAAGGAGCAGCCCUAGCCUAGGUCCUGGGCCUGGAAGAAUGUUCCAGGGGCAGGUCACUGGUGCAGGGGCAGGCCUGGAGGAGCAAGAGGAUGACGGCGGCAUGACCCCAGGCUCUCUGCCCCACGCUUUGCCAGAGGCUGUGGUCCGUGAAUGGCUGCGCAACAUCCCAGGGGAGCCCAUGCCCAUGAAAUAUGAGAUGGUAAAUGAGAGCACGGAUGGGUCUGGGGAUAGCCAGGAAGGUGCCAUGGAGGUCCCUGUUGAGAAACAUUCCCUGGGAGGCCUGGAGGAACAAACCCAGGCCAGAAGACCGCAUCUGGAAGGGAGCACCAGUGAGAAAGCAGAACCAGACGACAGGACCCUCCCAGGGAUGGGUGAUGCUGGUCCCCAGUCAGGAGAGGGUCUUCCUCACGGUGGCGUUUCAGAAGCCCCCAAGGAGGCUGGAACAGGAGAAGGGAUGGCUGAGGGCUGUGGCAUGGGACAGUGUGUGCUGCCCCGCAGGGUGUCUGCCUCCAUACAGAUCAUGAAGGUGCUGAUGGGCUCUAAGCAGGGCCGGCCCAGCAGCCUGCCCGAAGUGUCCAGCUCGGUGGGCAGGAGGCUCAGCCACUCCGCCCAGGCUCUCAUCACCUGUCUCACCAGGCUCCACUUUUUCGAUGAAGACCUUGGGUCUCCCACCAGCAAAGUGAGGUUCACAGACUCUCCUCAGUACCAGGAGCUCCUGAGCACCUUCCAGGCCCUGUGGCCGGGGUGUGGCCUCCGGCGAGGUGAGCCGGACUCGGACCUCGGGGAGCCCGAUGGGUGCCAGGCUCUGCCGGGCCUCAGGUCCCACACUGUGACUGAGGACUUCACGCCAACGUCCUCAUCUGGCGUGGAUGUUGGCAGUGGCUCUGGAGGCUCGGGGGAGGGCAGUGCACCCUGUACCGUGGGCUGCAUCCUAGUCCCCGAAAGGAUAGAACUGCCCUUGAAAAUCCCCGGCCAGAGACCUGAUUCCAGAACCUCAGAGAACCCAGUUGAUCUGGGAAACCAACAGCCUAGUGGUUCCAUGGCCUCCUCGAGUCCCCAAGCAUGGGUCUGCGCCACCGGGAAGGAUGGGGCAGAAGGAAGCAGCGGGGAGCAGACACUGGGCAGUAACCUGGACCAAGUAAUUGAAAACACGAUGCAAGAAGAUGCAGUGCAAAUAGAGAAGAUAAAAGAAGAAAAAGAAAGAGCAGAGCCGCAAGGACAGGGUAUCAGUAGAUUUCCAGAAGAGGGAAGAGACCUGGGACAAGAACCAUCAGGGGCUGGCUCUCAAGAUAGGGAAGGUGCAUUGGAAGACGAGAGUGUGCAGGAAGAGACGGGAAGAGACCCUGCCUUUGCCAUGCUGCACCCUCCAGGGAGGAGAGAAAAAUGGACAGAAACCCUUGGGAGCCUCAGGGAGAAGGACUCAAAUGCCAGUGGGAGUCAAAGUGGUCCCAACGCUGAGACCAGUUUGGAGAAGCUGCCCACGGCAGCUGAAACAAACCAUGAGCAAACCCAGGCCAAGUUCACCCAGGGGGCUGGGGAGAAGGGCACUGCUAUGGCUCACAGAGCAACUCUGGACCCUGACCCGCUCUGGGUUUCCAAGUUACUGAGGAAGAUGGAGAAGGCCUUCAUGGCCCACCUGGCCAGCGCCACGGCUGAGCUCCAAGCCCGCUGGAGCCUGCAGAGCAACGACCUGCUGGACCAGAUGGUGGCUGAGCUGCAGCAGGAUGUGGGCCAGCGACUUCGAAACAGCACAGAGAAAGAGCUCCGGAAGAUCCAGAGCCGGGCAGCAGGGAAGGCCCUGAGGCCCCCGAGGGUAGCCCUCAGGUGGGAGAUAUCCCUGCAGACAGAGCUGCGUAGGCGUCGCCUCCAGGGCCUGCGUAACCUCUCGGCCUUCUCUGACCAGAUCCGGGUCUGGGGUCCACCCUCCUCCUAUCUGGAGGACACGCCACCUCUCAGCAGAGCCCUGGAGACCUGGCCGGGUGGGGAAGCUGAAGGGGACGAGUUCUGUCCCUGCGAAACCUGUGUGAAAAAGAAAGUGACCGCUGUGUCCCCAAAGGACACAAUAGGCGUAGCCAGUGCACCCAUUAAAGAGGCCUUUGACCUGCAGCAAAUUCUGCAGAAGAAGAAAGGAGGAUGUGCUAAUGGGGAGACAGCAGCAGUGGCCCCUGAGAAUACAGGGAUGGAGCCGCUUCAGAGGGACCCCUCGGGGACAGGGGCUGUCCAGGGAGCUGAUGGAGGCCUGAAGCUGGGGUCAGGCCGGGGCUCUGGGGUGGAGGAGGGGGAUGAGGGUGAGGGCAGGCAGUCCCUGGGCAGAGAUGAAGAUCUGGGGAGGGGAGAGAAGGGUGUGGCUACUCAGGAGAUAGAAGGGAACAGAGAUCCCUGUGUAGACUGCCCCCCAGAGGCCAUGGAGCGGGAGAAGCAGGGAGUAGGUGCCAAGGAAGAGAACAUAGAGGAGGGCUGUGGGGCUGAGGACAGUGUGCAGGGUGAAGCCUCCGGAGGGAGUGACCAACGUCUAGGAGGACAGAAUGAUGGUGCUGACAGCUUAGAGGCCCAGGAAACUGAAGGGGAGAGACAGCCAGAGUCCAAAGGAGGAAAACAAGGUGAGAAAGGGAGCCCACAGGCUGGCCCCAGAUGGGGUCAGUCAGGUGAGGCUUCUGGACACAGCAACCCAGACCAAGAGGGGAGGCCCACGCCACCCCCUGCCCCAGGUGGAGACGCCCCCCACCAAACGUCAGGCCCCAAAACAGGCCUUUCCUCGUGCAGCACAUCAUCUCUGGGCAACUGCUCUCAGCUCUCCCAGAAAGGCUCUGAAGAGGAGCCGUCAGAUGGAGACAUGAGGACCACUGGAGAUGAGCCCAAGGGAGUCCCUUGUCCAGAGAGAAAAGUCACAGGCAUGUAUCCACAAAGCUCCACUUCAGAGCAAGAAGGGGCCCGUUCGGGCUCAAGGACUCCAGAGCGAGGGACAGACAAAGGUCUGACUCCGGAGACGGGGGCAGGCCAAGGCUCUGACUUAGAAGCCAAGAAGGUAGUUAAAAGUCUCACACGGACAGAAAUGAGGUUCCAAAACCUCACCAUGGACAGGACAGAUGGCUUUGGCCAAGAUGAUUUAGAUUUCUAG
Rhinolophus ferrumequinum (greater horseshoe bat) is the source of this 5908-nucleotide messenger RNA. It is a transcript of the gene RP1L1, whose product is annotated as RP1 like 1. The coding region runs from base 14 to 5908 and encodes 1964 amino acids. Gene Ontology annotation, biological process: axoneme assembly; retina development in camera-type eye; intracellular signal transduction. The transcript is spliced from 3 exons. Lineage: Eukaryota; Metazoa; Chordata; Mammalia; Chiroptera; Rhinolophidae. The record is from RefSeq and is a predicted model, not a curated record. Gene Ontology annotation, cellular component: axoneme.